Molecule: messenger RNA, 303 nt
Organism: Pestalotiopsis fici W106-1
Lineage: Eukaryota; Fungi; Ascomycota; Sordariomycetes; Amphisphaeriales; Sporocadaceae
Exons: 2
Coding region: 1-303 (100 amino acids)
Source: RefSeq, a predicted model, not a curated record
AUGCUCCUGUCCUGCCGGCGCGAGGUGCUCAUGCCGGGCUCGCCCAUCUACGAUUACCUGCUCGCAGGCCGGCCGGCCGCCAUCACCAACGCCAUCCGCGUCCAGAAUGGGCUGUUCUACGUGCUCUGGGGCCUCCACAGCAUUGAAUGUGCCUUCUUCUCAAUCAUUAGGCUCAAGAGACACAACGUGCACUUUCUGACCGACCUGUGGUGGCAGUGGAUGCUCAUGUGUUUUGUUGGUGGUGCAAGCAGCUGGCAACACUUUCGCCUAGCCGUCAAGGAAGCGACGGCAAAGCAGGCAUGA